This is a messenger RNA of Penicillium brasilianum, 1569 nucleotides long. The record is from the annotation of a GenBank genome assembly. NCBI's taxonomy places the organism in Eukaryota, Fungi, Ascomycota, Eurotiomycetes, Eurotiales, Aspergillaceae.
AUGAGCCCUUCGCUCUUCGAUCGCCUGAUCGCCUGCCGGACCAUCCACGACCUCGAUCACCAAAGCAACCACUUUCCUGUCAAAACGACCGUUGACAUCGAAACGCCCCAACCGGCGCCACCAGAACGCCGAAACUGGCAGGCGACCGAUGACAAGAUCCUUCUGAAUCAUGUGACAACCCAUCUACCACCACCAACUGCCAUCAACAGCGAGAUCGCCAUUGAAAUAGCUACCCAGACCCUUCUGCGCGUGGUCAACCAGGCGGUCGAUCUAUCAACGCCCUGGGCCAAGCCAUCAACCUUCUCGAAUCCACUGUUUGACCAAGAAUGUAAGGAUGCGGUCAAACGCUGCCGAAAGCUCCGCAGGUUAUUCAACCGCAGCCAGGAUCCUCUGCAUUGGCAGCUCUACACACUGGAGCGCAAUCAGAAAGCACGCAUCGUCAAGAAGAAGCUAUCAACUGGCCACCGGCAAAUAGUUCAACAGUCCAUUGAGGAGGGCCCCCGGGGUAUGUGGCAACUGGCCAACUGGGCGCGCAACCGGCAGGGUUCGUACGAGCGUGGUAUCACGCCCUCGCUCGUCACGGCAGAGGGCGGCCUGGCAGAAACGGUCGAUGAGAAGGCGCAGGCGUUCCGACGGGCGUUCUUUCCUAUACCUCCGCCUGCCGACCUCUCUGAUAUCACCAAUGACGACGACUACCUACCUAAUCAGAUUCACAUGCACCCUCUCGCCCUCCAUGAAGUGGAAGAUGCCGUUCUUUCGGCGGGCGCCAGCAAGGCACCCGGCGAGGAUACCUUACCCAACAGCCUUUGGCGCAAGCUCAUCAAAUUGCCAGUGGUCCUGCAAACUCUCACUGCCAUCUUUGACGCAUGCGAUCGUGACUAUCAGGUCGCCAAGUCCUACCGCCCGGUCGCCCUCAUCAACAUCCUCGCUAAGUUCCCAGAGGCCGUGGUUGCCAGGCGAAUCUCAUAUGCAGUUGAGACGGAAGGUCUGCUGCCGGCCCGCCAUCUUGGUGGGCGGAAGGGGAUUUCCACUAAUCAUGCCAUUCAAAUCCUACUUGAUCGCAUCAAAACUGCCUGGGGUAACGGCCAACCGGUGGUUUCGCUGCUGCUUCUCGAUGUUUCUGGGGCAUACGACAAUGUGUCCCAUGACAGGCUACUGCACGAUCUGAAGAAGCGCCGGUUUGGCCAAUUGGUCCCAUGGGGCUCACCAAUCUCACCCAUCCUAUAUCUACUCUACAAUGCAGAUCUCAUCGAAGGAUGCACUUCGCUGGCGGGCGAUCUGACGGGCGUUUUGGUGGGCGAUCCAACGGGCGACCUACCGGGCGGCCGGCCAGAGGUCUUUGCCAACGGCUGGAUGGACGAUGCGGCCAUCAUGGCCACCGGUCACUCCGAACAGGCCAAUAUCCACCAGUUGGAGAUGGUCUGCCAGAAGGCUGACAGGUGUGCAGAAACGCGUGCGUCCGUUUUUGACAAGAAGAAGUACUCACUGGUGCAUUUCAUCAAUCCUCGUGCGAUUCUGACUAAUCAAUCAAUCAAUCAACACUCCAUUAACCUGUUACAGCCUAACUAG